AUGGAUGAUACCACGGUUGAACGAAGCCCCUCCCACAGAGAGAGGCACAGGAAGUCAGUACGGGAACACUUCCUGGCAGCCUGCAAGGCCGGGGCACGAGCAGAGAGACUACCCUCCUCCUGUCUGAAGAGCUCAGCAGCAGAGAGACUACCUUCUUCCUGUCUGAACAGCAGAGAGACUACCCUCCUCCUGUCUGAAGAGCUCAGCAGCAGAGAGACUACCCUCCUCCUGUCUGAAGAGCUGAGCAGCAGAGAGACUACCUUCUUCCUGUCUGAACAGCUCAGCAGCAGAGAGACUACCCUCCUCCUGUCUGAAGAGCUCAGCAGCAGAGAGACUACCUUCUUCCUGUCUGAAGAGCUCAGCAGCAGAGAGACUACCUUCCUCCUGUCUGAACAGCUCAGCAGCAGAGAGACUACCCUCCUCCUGUCCGAAGAGCUGAGCAGCAGAGAGACUACCUUCUUCCUGUCUGAAGAGCUCAGCAGCAGAGAGACUACCUUCUUCCUGUCUGAACAGCUCAGCAGCAGAGAGACUACCCUCCUGUCUGAAGAGCUCAGCAGCAGAGAGACUACCUUCUUCCUGUCUGAACAGCUCAGCAGCAGAGAGACUACCCUCCUCCUGUCCGAAGAGCUGAGCAGCAGAGAGACAACCCUCUUCCUGUCUGAAGAGCUCAGCAGCAGAGAGACUACCUUCUUCCUGUCUGAAGAGCUCAGCAGCAGAGAGACUACCCUCCUCCUGUCCGAAGAGCUGAGCAGCAGAGAGACUACCCUCCUCCUGUCUGAAGAGCUCAGCAACAGAGAGACUACCCUCCUCCUGUCUGAAGAGCUCAGCAGCAGAGAGACUACCCUCCUCCUGUCUGAAGAGCUCAGCAGCAGAGAGACUACCCUCUUCCUGUCUGAAGAGCUGAGCAGCAGAGAGACUACCCUCCUCCUGUCUGAAGAGCUCAGCAGCAGAGAGACUACCCUCCUCCUGUCUGAAGAGCUCAGCAGCAGAGGGACUACCCUCCUCCUGUCCGAAGAGCUGAGCAGCAGAGAGACUACCUUCUUCCUGUCUGAAGAGCUCAGCAGCAGAGAGACUACCCUCCUCCUGUCUGAACAGCUCAGCAGCAGAGAGACUACCUUCUUCCUGUCUGAAGAGCUCAGCAACAGAGAGACUACCCUCCUCCUGUCUGAAGAGCUCAGCAGCAGAGAGACUACCUUCUUCCUGUCUGAAGAGCUGAGCAGCAGAGAGACUACCCUCCUCCUGUCUGAAGAGCUCAGCAGCAGAGAGACUACCCUCCUCCUGUCUGAAGAGCUCAGCAGCAGAGAGACUACCCUCUUCCUGUCUGAAGAGCUGAGCAGCAGAGAGACUACCCUCCUCCUGUCUGAAGAGCUCAGCAGCAGAGAGACUACCUUCUUCCUGUCUGAAGAGCUCAGCAGCAGAGAGACUACCCUCCUGUCUCAUGAGGGAUUUUUGCACGUUAUUCUUGGCUUAAGUUGUGUGGUUCCAUUUUGAAGAAGAAAAAAGAAUCCCUAAUGUUUUUUUCAGCCUAGUAACAUGCUGGAUGAAAGAGACUGCAGGCUUAACGCCUAGACUCCUUAUCCGCACAACUUCGAACAACGCAGAGAACAUAGAUACUUGGGGGAACGCAAGACUGAAAAGGACAGAAACAAUGCACUGACCUUGUUUAAUCUGUUUUAAGAUGUUAUUUUUCUUGGUCACAUUUCCUUAAUGACGUGUAGACUGGACUUGAAAGCAGCAGCACACUCUCCAUUCAAAAGCUAUUUUUCGAUAUCUCCUCAGUUGGCUUCCUUUUUACUUGACUAGAUUCUGUCUUUUGAUUUAGUUCCAAACUUAGAAUGCCUUCGAUCCAAUCAUAUGUUCCUUUGUGUUGAUGUUGCACUGUGUUCUGGAGUAGAGGAGACUCAGGCCAGCACUUGCAACUCAAGUAGAGCAUUAGAUGCAGAGACUUGUGAGUGUAUGUGUAUGCGUGCAUUUGGAACAUAUUAGAAUGCCCAUCCUCAGUGUCUCCCCGUCCCUCUACUCACAGCACAGAGCGACGCAGGCUUACAUACUGGCAAAAACCACUGUAAUAGGUGGUCUUCUCACUUGGCAACAAAAAACAAGACGUUUUAAUUGCACUGUUUGAAAUAGUAAAAGGAGGAUUUCUCAUAUUUUAAAAUAGUAUAUUACCAAAACAAGAGAGAAGAGAAAUACACGGAGCAGCAAGGUAGCUUCCGAAGAGCAACAACAUUCCAUUUUGUCCAUGCUACACUUGCCGACUUCAUUCACCAACUACUUCAUUUUCCAGACCAGUGAAGACUGAAAUGCUAGAUUUAUAUAUAUAUAUAAAAAGUAAGAGUACAUGGUAUGAUCUGCUUCUAAAAAUGGGGCAGAUGCAAACCCAGCCUGGCAAACUGCUGGGGAAUAAUGGAGGCUGGAGGGAGGAGCUAUAGGAGGACGGGCUCAUUGUAAUAGCUGGAAUGGAAUUAAUGGAAGGGUAUCAAACAUGGAAACCACAUGUUUGACUCCGUUCCUUUAUUCCAUUCCAGACAUUAUAAUAAGCCCCUCCUAUAGUUCCUCCCACCAGCCUCCACUAUAUUAGAUGUUGCUAAAGCUCCACUCAAACUGGUCAGAACAAAUAGUGGUAGGUUGACACGAGUAAUACAUUGGUUUUCAAACUCAUUCAACACCUAGACCAGCUAGAGUGGAGCUCUGGCAUUGUCUUAAAGAGGCACUUUUUGAUAAUAAAAAAAAAACUAACUAGCAUUGAUGGUGGGAGGUCUGUAAAAAGUCUGGUAACCACAUAAUACUUUCUGAUGAGAAAUGUAGUCAAAAAGUGUUGUGAUGGACAUGAAUGCAUUAUUUAAUCUUCUAAGAUUAGAAGUUUUUAAGUUUACAGUUUUGAAUUAGUUGACACAAGUUUGUAUGUUAUGUUUUUGUGCUCUGUUAAGAUCCAGCUAGCAAAUAUAAGAAUACUGCUUACAGUAAUAGACAACAAACUAGGAAUUAAAGUGAUCUUAUCUUAGUGGCCUUGACACAGAACUGACCUAAUUAUGAUGCUUCAUUAUCGAGUGUCUAAACAAUUUACAACCUUACUCUUUUUUCUCUUUUCUGUGUCUGUAUGUAUUAGUCAUUUGAAGUUUUUCAAAGGGACAUAAAGGGAAGAAAAAAAUUGUCCUUAAAAGAAAGUGUAAAAAAAAAGAAAAGAAGACGAUCCCUGGAUGAGCCUUUUUGAUUGUGCAUUUGUCUGAAUAUCUUUACUGAUGACUUGGCUAGAUAAUGUACUAGGGUAUUGAUGGUUUGUUUUCCAGUCAGACAACCCCAUUUAGUUAAGUUCUACUCACCUCUCAGCUUCAUGGAACAGCUGUGGAUCAGCAACCCUCCCUCCCCCCCGAGAAUGAAUUAGCUAAGAAGUGGAAUAUAUUGAUAUUCAAAGAUAAAAUCCCUCUCCUCACUUAUUUUUGUGUUGUUUUUUUUUUGUUGCUUUGAUUUUAUCUUAGGGAAUCUGUAUCAAGUUAAAAGAAAAAUGAAUACGCUUAAAUCUAUUUCAGGUUGGUCAAUUCUAUAGUUCGUUGUUCGGUGUAGUCAGUGUAGUCCAGUGUUAAAAGCUAAAUUCCUGACUUAUUGAAGUGAGGAAUCAAAAUGCUAAAAAUGGGAGAGUGGAUCUAAAAUGUUUUAGAAACAAAGUGCAAUAUUACUCAUUUGAAUGUGAUUUAGUCUCUAUUUGUAAAUCUAUUUUCUCCUUUGUCUUUAGAGUUUGUUGUGCAUGAUCAUCUAUAGAUAUUGUAUGAAUAUCCUGAAUGAUUGUAACCAUUUUGUCUAGUUAUUCUUUUGAGUUUAAUAAACUUUUGUAAAAAAUUA
This is a messenger RNA of Salmo salar (Atlantic salmon), 3840 nucleotides long. NCBI's taxonomy places the organism in Eukaryota, Metazoa, Chordata, Actinopteri, Salmoniformes, Salmonidae. The record is from RefSeq and is a predicted model, not a curated record.